Messenger RNA from Macrosteles quadrilineatus (aster leafhopper), 2109 nucleotides. RefSeq lists its product as uncharacterized. Gene Ontology annotation, biological process: DNA replication. The record is from RefSeq and is a predicted model, not a curated record. The transcript has a single exon. The coding region runs from base 1 to 2109 and encodes 702 amino acids. Gene Ontology annotation, molecular function: DNA binding; nucleotide binding; DNA-directed DNA polymerase activity. Lineage: Eukaryota; Metazoa; Arthropoda; Insecta; Hemiptera; Cicadellidae.
AUGCCAAUAGAACAUCUUAAAAUCACAAAAUCCUUUUUUCCUGCCGAUGCUGACUUUGCAUUAGUACAUCGCAAAGGAGUUUUUCCAUACGAGUACGUAACGUCACUCUCGGUAUUGGACGAAAACGUGUUACCGCCACCAGAAUCCUUCAGAGACAGCCUACGCAAGGAGGACGUAAAAGAAGAAGAUUAUGCUCACGCCCGACGCGUAUGGUCACACUUCAAUUGCACAACCCUCGGAGACUAUGCCGACUUGUAUUUGAAAACAGACGUGUUGCUGUUGGCGGACGUCUUCGAGGGCUUUCGGGACCAGUGUCUGGAACAUUACGACCUCGAUCCAGCCCACUGGUUGACCUUACCGUCGUACGCUUGGGACGUGAUGCUUUUCAAAACUGACGUGACCCUGGAUACCCUACAGGACGUAGAUAUGUACCUGUUCUUCGAGAAAGGGAUCCGGGGUGGCUUGACCCAGUGCGCAACCCGACACGCUGUCGCCAAUAAUAAAUACACCAACGCUACCACCGUCAACAAUCCUUCAACAUCAGCAGGUGGUAGCAGGAGUAGCAACAAUAAGAGGCGAAUUGAAAAUGGCGUCAGCCGAGACGGUCGGUUCGCACCUUCGACUAGUGUUAGCGCCGUAGAUAACAACAACCACAUAUAUGGAGAUUAUAUUAUGUACUACGACGCGAACAACCUAUACGGAUGGGCCAUGUCGCAGUCGCUCCCGUACAAAGAUUUCGAGUGGCUGUCGCGUCAGGAAAUAGACGAAUUGGUUAUCGAGGACAUACCGGCAGACGGAGAUGUAGGCUACGUCUUGGAGGUGGAUUUGGAGUAUCCACGAGAUCCUCGACUCCAUGACAAACACCGAGACCUACCGUUCUGUCCGGAACUGCGGAAAGCGCCUCGAGACCAAUUGCCAUAUGCGGACGACGUCCUCCGCACAUACAGCGUAGGCAAAUCUGCUAAACUAAUGGUCACCCUGUUUGAUAAAGACGCAUACGUAAUCCAUUAUCGAGCACUUCAGCAGGCGAUGGACAACGGAUUGCGUGUGCGUCGGAUACAUCGUGUUCUGCGCUUCAAGCAGCGAAAGUGGCUACAACCGUACGUGGCGAUGAAUACCAGACUCAGGCAGCAGGCCAAGAACAAGUUCGAGGUGGAACUAUUUAAGCUUAUGGUCAACGCUGUCUAUGGUAUGAGCCUCCAGAAUGUAAGAAAACAUAUUAACAUAAAAUUGGCUACAAACCCGAAAACGUACACCAAGUAUGUGGCCAAGUCUAAUUUCAGUGACCGGACGUGGUACAACAAAGACUUGGCCCUACUACACAUGAAGAAAGUCCGCGUCAUCUUGGACAAGCCGGUGUACGCGGGUAUGUGCAUUCUGGACCACAGUAAGACGUGGAUGUACGGAUUCCACUACCGUCUGCAAGAGCGGUAUGGAAUAGAUCGGCUCAGACUUCUCUACAUAGACACAGACGGGCUGAUCUAUUUAAUCCGUACCGUAGACGUCUACGAGGACAUGAUGAAUCACCUGGACGACUUCGACACCAGCAACUAUCCCCGGGACCAUAUCUGCUACGAUCCAACCAACGCCCGGGUCCUGGGGAAAUUCAAGGACGAAGCCAAUGGGGCGAUCAUUAGUGAAUUCAUCGGCCUGAUGGCGAAACUGUACUGCUUCAUGUUCCUGCGGAGCGAUAGCAGCGAAGACGGUGUCGGCGACGGUUUACCACCUGUGAAACGGGCCAAGGGGGUGAAUCGCGCCGUAGUGGCCAAAGGCCUGACUGUAGACGAUUACAGACGAUGUCUACAGGAACAGCGGGUCUUGUACACGGAUAACGAUCGGUUUCAGUCCCGACACCACAUAAUAUACUCCGUUGUGGUGUCGAAACGAUCGAUGGCGCCGUACGACGACAAACGUUAUAUCGAAGAGGACGGCGUCAAUACGUUACCGUGGGGUCACUAUAAAAUUCCAGCGCACCGGGCAAUGCUUUUGGCUCCAGAAGACAGCAACGGGAACUCCAGUAGAUGCCACAGUCGUCGCAACAUUGCAUCGUCACCGUCAGCGACAAUGGAUGCGAGCGAUAACGACGUUGACAUCGAAGAAGUAGAUUGA